GGGGCGGGGCGGAAGUGAGAAGAGGGGCGGAAGAGGGGUGCAAGCGCCUCGCUGGGCUCGAUGUCGCGGCGGGCUCUGCGGCGGCUGCGAGGUGAGCAGCGGGGCCAGGAGGAGCCGGGCCUGGGCGAGCUGGGUCUGGACCCCGGCCCCCAGCGCUGCCGGGAGGGAGCGCCGCCCCGCAGAGGCGUCAGCAACCGCUUCGAGCUGAUCCCUGCUGAGGAGUCAGAGGAUGACCUGCCUUCCACAGAGGAGCGAGCGGAUGCCCGGCUCAGCGGGCGGGAUGCAGCAGAAGGGAACACUGAAGGGGCUGUAACUGAAGAGACUGAAGGUGAUGCGCAGAGGGAUGGGGACGAAGCAGAGCAGCCAGACCAAACGCCUACGUUGAGUAACAAGUCACGAAAGAAAAAAAAGAAAAGGAAAACCAAGAAACCUUCAGCAGGGGAGACUCUGGAAGACAACGACCUGGAAAACAUCGAUAACCUGCUGGAAAAGAUUGAGGAUACCAAUGGGCUGUCACAGGAGACACAGAGUGGAAUAAUCGCUGACAGCAGACCCCUGCUCUACGUAGAGCACAGAAACUUGAAUCCAGAGAAUGAGUUGAAGAGAUACUUUGGGGCUCGCGCUGUUCUUGGUGAUCAGAGGCCAAGACAAAGGCAGCGCCAAAACGUCCGUGGCACGUGGCUGACUGCACCCGACAACUCCUGGCCACGCUACACCAGCACAGGUAUCACCAUGCAGCUGUUGGAGACCAGGAGGGGAGUGCAGUACUUCACGUUUGAGCAUCAUCGCAAGUACCAGCAAGUGCAGCUCUUGUUCCUGAAAAAUAUAGAGUCCAUGGACCCCAACAGCGUUGUGCCUCUGCUUCAGGCGCUGGAACCGUACCAUGUGGACUCCCUUCUGCUGCUCAGCGAUGCGUACAGGAUGCAGGAGGAUCAGGAGAUGGCCCGUGAGCUCGUAGAGCAGGCGCUGUACAGCCUGGAGUGUUCCUUCCACCCUCUCUUCAGUCUCACCAGUGGAACCUGCAGGCUGGACUACCGGCGGCCAGAGAACAGGUCUUUCUUCCUGGCUCUCUUCAAGCACAUGAUGCUUCUGGAGAAGAGAGGCUGUCCUCGGACAGCCCUGGAGUUCUGCAAGCUGAUCCUGAGCCUUGAUCCAGAGAACGAUCCGCUGUGUGUGCUGCUGAUGAUUGAUUUUCUGGCCCUUCGAGCUAGAGAAUACACCUUCUUGACCCGCAUGUUCCAGGAGUGGGAGAGUCACCGGAAUUUGUCCCAGCUGCCCAAUUUUGCCUUCUCUGUGCCGCUGGCCUAUUUCUUCCUGAGCCAGCAGGAGGAGCGCUCGGAGCUGGAGCUAAGCCAAGCCCGGGAGAAAGCCGCCCAGCUCAUCCAGCUUGCAUUGAUCAUGUUCCCAAGCGUUCUUAUGCCGUUGUUGGAUCACUGCAGCGUGCAGCCCGAUGCCGUGGUCUCCUCCCAUUCCUUUUUUGGGCUGAAUGCUCAAAUAAGCCAGCCUCCUGCCUUGAACCAGCUGACAUCCCUCUACGUGGUGAGGACUCACUCCCUGUGGAAGGACCCAGCUGUUAUGGCGUGGCUGGAGACCAACGUCAAUGAGGUGCUGCACAUGGUGGAUGCCCAGGACCCGCUGGUGGAGGACGCUGAGCACAAGAGGAAGAUACGGUACCAGAGCGCACCCAGGAAUAUCUACCGGCACAUCAUCCUCUCUGAGGUCAAGGAAGCCAUGGCAGCUCUGCCUCCGGAGGUGACCUCGCAGCCUGUGAUGGGGUUUGACCCUUUGCCUCCUUUGGACUCCAUCAUUUCCUACACUAGACCGGAAAGAACGAAUCAUCCAUCCAACGAAAGCACUUUAUCUCUCUUCUUCCGCUCACUGUUGCCAAAUUUUAACUUGCAGGGGGAUGUGAGGCACGACGAUGAAGAGGCCGGAGCAGGACAGGACCUUAACCAAGGGGUGAACAGACUCAUGGCAGCCAUGCGGGACAUGCUGGCAAACAUCCAGUUUCAGGAACCCCCCCGAGAUGACAAUCCUGAAGGCGAUGGAGAAUGGGACUGAGCCAAGAGUGUGCAUUUCCCCCCACCCCUCUGUAAUCACCCCUACGGUUUCUGUUGUGCUCCAAUAAAGUCUCAAAAACCCCA
Cuculus canorus (common cuckoo) is the source of this 2144-nucleotide messenger RNA. It is a transcript of the gene TCF25, whose product is annotated as transcription factor 25. The transcript has 18 exons. Gene Ontology annotation, cellular component: RQC complex. The record is from RefSeq and is a predicted model, not a curated record. Bases 61 to 2061 code for a protein of 666 amino acids. Gene Ontology annotation, molecular function: protein binding. Lineage: Eukaryota; Metazoa; Chordata; Aves; Cuculiformes; Cuculidae.